AUGAGCAGACCUGCUAAUUUAAAAUCAGAAGACAGUGUCUCCAAUUUGGUGAAACCUACCUUAUAUUCUAUUUAUGACAAAGAUAUUACUAGUAGUUCAACCGACUAUUCAGCGUUAAAACAUAUUAAAAAUGCGGAAAGAGCAAAUACUACAAAAGAAAGGAGUUUUUAUGAACAACUCAUUACAAUCGUUUAUGCUACAAUUAUAUUAUUUAUCUUUGGGAACAUUUUUGCAGCAUUAUCUAAUGAAUUAUAUGAUAAUCUAACAUUAAAAAGGGGGAUGUUGUCCAUCACUUUGCAUUCAAUUGCUAGUUAUAUUAAUGAUAAUAUAGUUAUUAUUGAUAAAAGUGUUGUAUUCGGCAUAAUGGGUAUUCUAUGUGGGUUUGUUAUACCGAUUUGUGAUAACGUAUUUUUUUCAAAAUAUAAUUAUAAUAUGAAUAGUAGUAAUGAUUUCCAAUCAAUUUUGAAAUGUUUAAAUUCAAUCUUAGGGAUUAGUUUAGGAAUUAAACAUUUAAGAUGGAAAUCCUCGAUUCAGGCUUCUUCAUCAUGGGGUUUACUUAAUAUUAUUAUGUGGUUAUAUUUUGAUGGAUCAUUAUCAACAUUAACUGUAGGUUCAAUUAUUAGUUUUGUUAGUUGUAUUAUUUCAUUUAAUACGAUUACAAAUGACAAUUAUUCAUUAUUGCUUUAUAUUAUGGAUUUUUAUUUUUUUAGUUUACUUAUUUUUGGUAAGAUUGGUAGAUAUUUGUUAAGAAAUUAUUAA
Maudiozyma saulgeensis is the source of this 759-nucleotide messenger RNA. The record is from the annotation of a GenBank genome assembly. Lineage: Eukaryota; Fungi; Ascomycota; Saccharomycetes; Saccharomycetales; Saccharomycetaceae.